ACCAACAUGUAUGCUGGAAGGAAAAGAAGAAAACCGGCACAGAAGGGAGUCAAACCGACUCCGGCCGAAGGCGCCAAGUCCAACCCGUCCAAACGCCACCGCGACCGCCUGAACUCGGAGCUGGACCGCCUGGCCAGCCUGCUGCCCUUCCCCGAUGACGUCAUCUCCAGCCUAGACAAACUGUCCAUCCUCAGGCUCAGCGUCAGCUUCCUGCGCACCAAGAGCUUCUUCUCAGUGGCUCUGAAAAACCAGCUCGCCAACGGCACGAACAAGAGUAGCGAUCACCAUGACGACGGCAAGGCAUCGGCAUCGGCGGAGGGCCGCAUCUCUGAGGGGGAACUGCUGCUACAGGCUCUGAACGGCUUCGUCCUGGUGGUGACGGCCGAGGGAAUCGUCUUCUUCUGCUCUCGCACCAUCCAGGAUUACCUGGGCUUCCAUCAGACUGACGUGAUGCACCAGAGUGUGUUCGAGCUGAUCCACACUGAGGACCAGCAGGAGUUUAGGAGGAACCUGCAUUGGGCCCUGAACCCCCCCGCCGACCCCAGCGCAGACGGUGAGUCCGUGUCCACCUCGUCCUGCCUGGUGAACUACGACCCCGAGCAGCUUCCACCUGAGAACUCGUCCUUUCUGGAGAGAGGCUUCAUCUGUCGCUUCCGCUGCUUGCUGGACAACUCGUCCGGCUUCUUGACGCUGAACAUCCAGGGUCGGCUCAAGUUCCUGCACGGUCAGAGCCGGCAGCAGUGCGACAGCGAGGGCGCCGCUCCUCCGCCUCAGCUCGCCCUGUUCGCCAUCGCUACGCCCCUCCAACCUCCGGCCAUCCUGGAGAUCAGGACCAGGAACAUGAUCUUCAGGACCAAACACAAGCUGGACUUCACCCCCAUGUCCUGCGACGCUAAGGGUAAAAUUGUGCUUGGCUACACGGAGGCGGAGCUGAGAGUGCGAGGUUCAGGAUACCAGUUCAUCCACGCUGCCGACAUGCUGUACUGCGCCGAAAACCACGUGCGAAUGAUAAAGACGGGCGAGAGCGGCCUCACCGUCUUCAGGUUGCUCGCUAAGGACAACCGGUGGAAGUGGGUCCAAGCCAACGCCCGACUCGUCUACAAGAACGGAAAGCCUGAUUACAUCAUCGCCACGCAGAGGCCGCUGGUUGAUGAAGAAGGAGGGGAACACCUGAGGAAGAGAUCUAUGCACCUUCCCUUCACCUUCACCACCGGAGAGGCGCUGCUCUACCACACAGGUUACCCGCUUCACGGCUUCCCCGAUUCCUUCCAGGGCAAAGCCAAAGGCAGCAAGUCUAAGAAGGGCAAACUAGACAAGAGCUCCUCAGACGACCUGGACCCCAAAUCCCUGCUGGGAGCGCUGAUGAGCCAAGAUGAGUCGGUGUACGUCUGCCAGCCGGACAUGGAGCCGAAGAUGUCUUACCACAGCAGCCUUUUCAGCGAGCAGCAGCAGCAAGGUGAGAGCGGUGGUUUCGGCAGCUUGUUAAGCGGCAACGGCUGGCAUAUCACGUCUAACGGCGAGACGGGGAGAUGCAACAGCAGCACCAGCACCAGCAAAACGUCCGGCUACGACCCGCUGCUCGCCACGCUGGACUCUCUGUCGCUGGAUGGAGACGAAACGUGCUCCAACAGCGAGCUCUUCAGCGCUUUGGAGAACCUGGGGCUGAACGCUGAAGAUCUGGAGCUGCUUCUUCUAGACGAGAGGAUGAUUCAGGUGGAGCUGGACAACAACCACAUCCCGACACUUAGCGACCUUCUCACCAACAACGAAAUCCUCUCCUACAUCCACGACUCAUUGGACGGUUCCAACGAGAGCAAAGGAGAGGAACCAGACUCAGCCCAAAGUGCCAGCCAGCAGCUUCCUCCCAGCAGCAGGCAGCCCAUCGUGCAGCUGUCACAACAAAUGCAGCAACACAUCGGCGCAGGUGAGCCGGUGCUGAAAGCUCAGCCAUCCGUCUCCCAGGACGCCAACAUCCUGCCCGGGAUUCCUAACGGUCACUGGGUGGUCACGACUGAGAACAUCCCGGCAGCGAAGGCGUCUCAGGUGAACGGGGAACAUAAACACCUGAACUCACAGCAGUGGCAGCAGGUGAGCAGCCAGAACACUUCGAUACCCAACUUCCAGAACCAGCUCGGACUUACAAACGGAGCCUACAUCCCAAACGGACACACCGCCUUCCCCCAUACAGCAGACUACAACAUCUCCAACACGCCAGUUAACGGUGUGUCCAUCCCUGACGUUUGUCACUACCAGAGUUUUGUCGCCAAUCACCAGAAACACCAACACCACCACCAGCAGCAGCAGCAGCAGCAGCAGCAGCAGCAGCAGGCUCAGGUUGCAUCGUCUUGUUUGCCCAGUCAGAGCUCUGCUGCACUGGAGCUGGAGCAGCUACUGGCUCUGUCGCAGCCGCAGCACAGCCUGCCAUCAUUAGAGGCCUACGACAUGUUCAACAGCACCAUGCAGGAUAGCGCUCACAGCAAGUUGGAGAACGGCUGCCUCCUCAGUGCCACUAACGCAGCGUACAUCAGGACUUGUCUAAUGCCCAACGGAGACGGCGUGGCAACGGACAACAUGGUGCCUGACGGACUCACCGCCCUGCAGGACCCGCAGAAAUCUGGAUUUUUCCUCUAA
This is a messenger RNA of Scomber scombrus (Atlantic mackerel), 2631 nucleotides long. It is a transcript of the gene ahr1b, whose product is annotated as aryl hydrocarbon receptor 1b. Gene Ontology annotation, biological process: regulation of transcription by RNA polymerase II. Gene Ontology annotation, cellular component: nucleus; aryl hydrocarbon receptor complex. The record is from RefSeq and is a predicted model, not a curated record. The transcript is spliced from 12 exons. Lineage: Eukaryota; Metazoa; Chordata; Actinopteri; Scombriformes; Scombridae. Gene Ontology annotation, molecular function: nuclear receptor activity; transcription cis-regulatory region binding; protein dimerization activity. The coding region runs from base 7 to 2631 and encodes 874 amino acids.